This is a messenger RNA of Phyllopteryx taeniolatus (common seadragon), 1819 nucleotides long. RefSeq names its product GTP cyclohydrolase I feedback regulator (gene gchfr). Bases 122 to 382 code for a protein of 86 amino acids. Gene Ontology annotation, molecular function: GTP cyclohydrolase binding. The record is from RefSeq and is a predicted model, not a curated record. The transcript is spliced from 3 exons. Lineage: Eukaryota; Metazoa; Chordata; Actinopteri; Syngnathiformes; Syngnathidae. Gene Ontology annotation, biological process: negative regulation of biosynthetic process. Gene Ontology annotation, cellular component: cytoplasm; nucleus.
UUUCCGCAUUCUGCAAAUAGCUGUCAGUCGAAGCUCAACAUGCAAAAGGGGAACUGUCGCCUCAGGAACCUCCUCGGUGUCAAUAUUCGAGGGAAGAGACGUGCGAAUCUACGGAGGAGACAUGCCUUACAUACUGAUCAGCACGCAGAUCCGACUGGAGAACGGCCCAACCAAUGUGGGAGAUGAGCAUUCUGAUCCAGCUGUCAUGAAUUACUUGGGAGCAAGGAAAACAACCAUGCUGGGAAAUCAUUUUUCAGAGUACCAAGUGGACGAGCCUCCUCGCCUGGUGUUGGACAAGCUGGAGAAGAUCGGCUACCGCAUGCUGACGAUGACGGGGGUGGGGCAGACGCUGGUGUGGUGCCUUCACAAGGAGAUAGAGUGACAAUAAGACAGGCAGACAUGGAAACAUGCUAAGGACCUUUAUUUUUUACUGCGGAAUUUUCAGUGCUGCCAAAUUAUCUAUCUAUCAUUCCAUCCAGCCAGCCUUGUAAGUGCGCGUGUCCCUAUUUCGGGUCGUGGAUGAGCUGGAGCGAGGCUGGAUUUUUUUUUUUUAUCAUUAAUCAAUAUGUGAUGACCAAAUGUACAUUUAGGGAGUGUCAGGUACUUUACUGUCUAUGGGUAUUGAAAUACAAACCUCCAAUGGAAACAUGUGAUGUGAUAUGAUGACCUAAGAGUGUCUGUUUAAUGAUAAUAUCCAACAUAACCCUGAUAUCUUCUCACGAUCAGAUGAGGAAAAGAUUAAGUGGCUGUUUGAUUUUGAUGUUAUUUCGAAAUGCAGAUUUUAUUUUUAAAGCUUGAAAAAGAAGACAAACAUUUUUAAAGCUUGAAAAAGAAGACAAGAAAGACAUGACUUUGUGGCACUUCGGUCCUGGUGCUUGACUAAUUGAUUUUGUUGUUGUUUUAAAAGCCCCUAUGGGCUGGGUGUACAUUUGUAUGCAUGACACAAUAAUAAUAUUUCAUUCAUUGAUAUGAAACACUGUGCUUGAUGUGUUUAAAUUGACAAUAAUCUUGGCAAUGCUUUGCACAAGUCUCAAAUGCUUAUGAUGAAAUGCCGGUACUUAUUACUAUUGGAAGUGGGCAAUAUGGGCUUAGUAUUAUAGAAAGAAAUACUGAGAUUUGUAUUCUGCUCAUUAAGCUAAAAUGAGAAUACAAAACAUUGCUAAUUUAAGAUGUGGUAAAAAAAAAAAGACCUAUUGUUACAGGCGGCACGGUGAACCACUGGUUAGAGCGUCUGCCUCACAGUUCUGAGGACUGGGGUUCAAUCCCCGGUCCCGCCAGUGUGGAGUUUGCAUGUUCUCCCCCGUGCCUGCGUGGGUUUUCUCCGGGCACUCCGGUUUCCUCCCACAUCCCAAAAACAUGCAUGGUAGGUUAAUUGACAACUCUAAAGUUGCCCGUAGGUGUGAAUGUGAGUGUGAAUGAUUGUUUGUUUGUAUGUGCCCUGCGAUUGGCUGGCAACCAGUUCAGGGUGUACCCCGCCUCCUGCCCGAUGAUAGCUGGGAUAGGCUCCAGCACGCCCGCGACCCUGGUGAGGAGAAGCGACAAAGAAAAUGGAUGGAUGUUGUUACAGAACUCGAGCCGGGUGUUAAAAAAAAAAGAGAAAAAGGAAAUGACAAUGACGUCAUUCAAAACAAGUUUUUGUUUUGUUUUUUCCUUCUGCGAUUUGCUUCAAUUCUCCUAAAUACCAAACAAGCUUUGAAACAGUAUUUUCCUAUGGCAUUAACUUGCACUAACAUCCAUAGAAAUAAUGAGAAAAUGUUUUUUGCAGAUCAUGUGCAAAUAUAAUUUUUAAAAAAUUAAACAAGUAAACAUCAAACGUCAA